AUGAGAAUCCCCAAAUCCACAGCACUCUGUCUUCUCAUCGCCAGGACGGUGAGCUAUGCUCAAGAGCUCUUUCAAGACACCAUAUCCACCGACGAGCUUCCUGCCCUUUGCUCAGUACUCUGUCUACCGCUCAAACUCGUCUUCCCGAACUGUGAUACGCUCUGCCAGACAUGCGAGAAGCCCAAGAUGUUUUGCAAGACUCGGGAGACGGCCGAGUGUGUCGAUACGUCCACUGACGUCAAUAAUUGUGGGAAGUGUGGGAACAAGUGCGGCGAAAAGGAAAGCUGUUGUACUUCGAAGUGCGUCCCCGAGAACAACUUUCAGGCCGAUGUCAACAAUUGUGGCAAAUGCGGCGUCAGGUGCGGCAAGGGCACGACGUGCUGCAACUCCGAGUGCCUACCCAACGACACAUUUCAGAGCGAUCCCAUGAACUGCAGCAAAUGCGGAAACAAGUGCCCUGAAACCUUCAACUGCCACUCAGGCCACUGCCUCGAACCACACACCUGCAAAGCAGGCGUUUCCCUCCUCGAAAGCUGUCAAGACCCCAUCGUCAGUGGAUCAAGCUGCGGUGCUGGCGAAGACGAAUUGUGCGACUGCAUGGAGUCUGUUGAAGGCGAUCCGUUUUGCGGCGCGUUCGAUGGGCAGUUUUCUACGUACACCCACGCAACCGCAAGCAUGAAGCUGUCAACUACCCUCGCUAUUCUUCUCGCCCCCAUGGCAGUCUUCGCCAAACCCCCCAAACGUACCAGCGCACGCCACGUCAGAAUCGACAGACUCCCCACUUGCAUCCAAUACUGCAUUGGAGAAACACAAUGGCGCAUCAAAGGCGCCACGCUCCCAAAGCUCGCCGGCGAAUGGUGCGCGAAAACCGCCGCACACACGCCGGACUGGAUCAGCUUCGGCAAAGCUUUGGACGAGUGCAAGAAGCACCAGUGCGAUAACAGCAUCCAGUGGAUCGACCUCGCCGUCUGGCACUGGGACAUGUGCGAGUGGAGCGAUGUCAAGGAGGAGGGCAUGAACCUUCUCAAUGGCUAUCGCAAGGCGUACUGGUUGCCUAAUGAUCGUCAACCUAUUCGACCUCCUCAUUCGAGAAACUGGAUCUCGGAUGAGACGUUUGAGGCUCCCGAUGAGUGGAAUGAGAAUAAUGGAAUUGGAGAUGACAUUCCGGAAGAUCAACCUCCGCUCCACGGCUGA
Molecule: messenger RNA, 1194 nt
Organism: Colletotrichum costaricense
Lineage: Eukaryota; Fungi; Ascomycota; Sordariomycetes; Glomerellales; Glomerellaceae
Exons: 6
Coding region: 1-1194 (397 amino acids)
Source: RefSeq, a predicted model, not a curated record